Molecule: messenger RNA, 1773 nt
Organism: Striga hermonthica
Lineage: Eukaryota; Viridiplantae; Streptophyta; Magnoliopsida; Lamiales; Orobanchaceae
Source: the annotation of a GenBank genome assembly
AUGAAUAGAACACGGGUAGACGAGUUAUACGUUGAAAUGGAUCCAUCAGAACGUUACGGACGGUUGAAAGAUGUUUUGGGCAAAGGCGCAAUGAAAAUGGUGUACCGAGCAUUCGACGAGCAUUCUGGGACGGAAGUAGCUUGGAAUCAGGUCAAACUUAAUGAAAUGUUCGAUUCGCCCGAGUCCCUAAACCGUCUCCACUCGGAGGUCCUCCUCCUCAAGACUCUCGAUCACAAAUCCAUCAUGAAAUUCCGGGCCUCAUGGGUCGACCCGGCCCACAAAACCUUCAACUUCAUCACCGAGCUCUUCACGUCCGGCACCUUACGAGAGUAUCGAAAGAGGUACAAGCGGGUGAGCAUACGGGCAGUGAAAGAUUGGGCCCGCCAAAUUUUAAACGGUCUCGAGUAUUUGCAUAGCCACGACCCGCCCGUUAUCCAUCGGGACCUAAAGUGUGACAAUAUUUUCAUCAACGGCCAUCUUGGCCAGGUCAAGAUCGGUGAUCUUGGGCUGGCUGCAAUACUUCAUGGGUCCCACCGUGCCCACAGUGUCAUAGGCACGCCCGAGUUUAUGGCGCCAGAGCUAUACGAAGAGGAAUAUGACGAGCUCGUUGACAUUUACUCCUUCGGCAUGUGCGUGCUUGAGAUGAUCACCUCAGAGUAUCCGUACAGCGAGUGCUGGAAUCCAGCUCAGAUUUACAAGAAAGUGACAUCGGGAAAGCUACCAAAGGCAUUUUACCAUAUUGAGGAUCCCGAGGCAAGGAGAUUUGUCGGGAGGUGCUUGGAAAGAGUUCCUCAUCGGCCAUCUGCUCGGCAACUCUUGAUGGAUCCAUUUCUAUCAGUUGACGAGGUUGAUGAAAAUUUACCCGUCGUAAAAAAAAUCCCUCCGGACGUGAACUUACUGCUGAGGAGGAGCACGGAAAUGAAAAUUUCAGGGACGAUGAAUCCGGAGCACGACACUGUCUUUCUCAAAGUACAGAUUUCGGAUCACAAAGGUCCUGCGAGAAAUAUAUUUUUCCCGUUUGACAUUACAGGAGAUACCCCGGUUGAUGUGGCCACGGAAAUGGUGAAGGAACUAGAGAUCACAGAUUGGGAACCGAUAGAAAUUGCUAAUAUGAUUGAGAAAGAAGUCUCGGCUUUGGUCCCGUCCCUUAAGUAUACUGUCUCCUCGAAUAUACACGAGCAGCAGAGUUUCUACUACAACGAAGAUGAUAGUGACGAAAAUACCCCUCGCCACCCUUUCUAUCAUGCAUCCUCUUUCUCUUCCUCCCAAGAUUCCCUUCCGGGCCUGUUUACUUCCGAAGAUGACCGGUUUUAUCAAGUGAAUUUGCAACACGAUUGGCUUCAAGAGGCAGAUUUUCACGACGAUGCAAGUUCCCAAAGCUCGUCCUGUUCCGAAAUGUACAGAAAUUUAAGUUACUACUCAGCGAAUGAGGAUGAUCUCGUGCAAAUCUCUCUCAACAAAGAUGCAGUUUUCCCUUCAAAGAGUUCGAAAUGCACCAGGUUCAAACCGGGGGAAAACACAGCCCAAAAUUGCAAUAAUUUUAAUGUAUUGAAUUAUAGCUCAAAAUGCCAGCAGAAAAUGCCGAGAGCCAUGUCAUUCAUGGACAUUCGAAGCCAACUGUUGCACAAGACUCUUGUAGACGAGAUCAACAAGAGGCGGCUGUUCAAGACUGUAGGGGCAGUCGAGCACGUAGGAUUUCAAGACCCGGAAAGCUAUUCAGGCGGCCUUUUCCCGGGAAAAUCUGUCAAGGGCAAAUCAGUCAAGAGGCUCUGA